AUGGGUGACACAUAUACGCAAUCCACCUUGCAAACCUUGCUGCAUCCCCAUUCAGACCCUGAACGCUGUCCACGGGCUCCUACAGGCUACCAGGGGAAGGCUCACAGCGCUUCAAGAAAGAUACACCAUUCAGCAGCAAAUGCACCCAAACCACAAGCUCAACCCCACCUUCUCGUUACCGGAACGAAGGAAAUUUCAGUACAACAGCAAAGCUCUGUACCAGGACCGAUCAGCGAAAGAUGGGCAAUCUCGAUAUUGACUAAUCCCGUAACUGCGUAGUUUGGAAAUGUACAUACCUGAUUUUGAG
This is a messenger RNA of Nezara viridula (southern green stink bug), 307 nucleotides long. NCBI's taxonomy places the organism in Eukaryota, Metazoa, Arthropoda, Insecta, Hemiptera, Pentatomidae. The record is from the annotation of a GenBank genome assembly.